Melitaea cinxia (Glanville fritillary) is the source of this 1132-nucleotide messenger RNA. RefSeq names its product apolipoprotein D-like. The transcript has 6 exons. Gene Ontology annotation, molecular function: pigment binding. NCBI's taxonomy places the organism in Eukaryota, Metazoa, Arthropoda, Insecta, Lepidoptera, Nymphalidae. The record is from RefSeq and is a predicted model, not a curated record. The coding region runs from base 82 to 885 and encodes 267 amino acids.
UUGAGUUUGAACCGUCGCAGCGGUAAGGUCGCGACCUUUGAUAGUGACAAACUUUUUAAUUUAGUUAAAUUUUUCGUCAAAAUGUACGAAAUAACAAUAUUAGUGUUGUUAGCAUUUAGUGGGAAUGUACUGUCUCACACGUAUCACUUAGGAGCAUGUCCUGUGGUCGAACCAAUGCCGGGAUUUGAUAUGAAUCAGAUGCUAGGAGUAUGGUACGUGAUUCAGAAGACGUCGACCGCGUCUCAUUGCAUCACUUACAACUUUACGAGGACCGAUGAACCGGGAACUUACCAAUUGGAACAAUUAUCUCAACAUUUUAUACUGGGGUUGACGCCUUUGAAGCACGACUAUAGAUACACAGGAAUUUUGAGUGUGCCCGACCCAGCAGUGCCCGCUCGGAUGAAAGUGCGGUUUCCGUUAAGCGUUGCCGGUUCCGCUAGCUACACAGUCUUGACGACAGACUACAGGACCCACGCCGCGGUGUUCACGUGCCAAAAACUUGCUUUUGCGAACCGUCGUUCCGCCACUAUUCUCUCCAGAACAAAGGAACUUGAUAAGAUGUACAUUGACAAGAUUCGUACAAAGUUGUCAUCUUACGGCAUUGACCCUUACGAUCUGUCCAUCAUACCGCAAACUGAAUGCCCGAAGCACCCCGAUGGCUCCACAGAAGGAGUCAAUAUCAACAUAGAUCCUAACACAUUCUCUUCUCACAAUAUCGGCGAAGCAGUUAGAAAAACUGGUGGCGCUAUAGCUAAUGGUGUAGAAUAUGUGGUGGAGGCUGGUAAGAAAGUAUAUCACAAAGUAGCUAGUAGCAAGGAAGAUCUUACUGAACCACCAACGCAACCCGUCAAGACAAUGGACGCUGACGCCGAAUGGUUACCAUAAAAAAAUUAUGUGCAUCAGGUGACUGGAGUUUAGGAGUAAAUUUUAAUAAAAUUAUUAACAUAUUCAAUAAUUUAGAUUUACAUUUUUUACUCAUAGAACGUAUUAAAAAAUAUUAAGGUUUUCUUGUAAGUCGAGUUGUGCAGUAAUAUUAAGUUUUGCAUUUCAAAUACUCAUUGUGCCAAAUUAAGGAAAUAGCUAUUUAAAUCAAGUUCACAACUGUAUUGUAAGAAUAAAAUAAUGAAAAAGA